GAGACGCUGGCCGCAUCGUCCGGCAUUGAUCGAUGUGUUGGUUCCACCACAAAGCGCCAACGGAGAAGAUAGAUGAAUAUAAACGAUCGUCUCCAUCGAACCGGCAGAACGUUCACGGAGUCGCUACUGGACGGUACACAUCGGUGAAGUUUGCUCCUAAACUAUAACAGAAUGUCUCGCUGGUUGAUCAGCUCGUUGGUGCUGUCGGCUUUGGUCGCCGUCAGUCUGGCUGCGACGACGGCCAGUGGCCCGGGAAAGAAGUUGAACAUUCCGGCGUUCAAAGAUGCGGGAAAAACGGUCGGUGUUGAGGUGUGGCGUAUCGAGAACUUUCAACCCGUAGCCGUGCCGAAGCCGAAACAUGGAGAGUUCUACAACGGUGACUCGUACGUGGUGCUGAACACCAAGGAGGACAAGAACAAAGUAAAGUCGUACGAUAUUCACUUCUGGUUGGGUACGAAAACUACUCAGGAUGAGGCCGGUUCGGCGGCGAUCUACGCUGUCCAGCUGGACGAUUUGCUGAACGGAGUGCCGGUGCAGCACCGCGAAGUCGAAGGUGCCGAGUCGGACCUCUUCGUCAGCUACUUCAAGGGAACGGUGCGCUAUCUGGAGGGUGGCGUCGCCACCGGCUUCAAGCACGUCACCACCAACGAUCCGGGCGCGAAACGCCUGUUCCAGAUCAAGGGUACGAAGAACAUCCGCGUCCGCCAGGUGGAGCUGGCUGUGUCGGCCAUGAACAAGGGCGACUGCUUCAUUCUCGAUGCGGGCCGCGAGAUCUACGUGUACGUCGGCCCGACGGCGGGCCGUGUUGAGAAGCUGAAGGCGAUCAACUUCGCUAACGAAGUGCGCGAUCAGGAUCAUGCCGGUCGCUCGAAGGUGCACAUUAUCGAUGAGUUUUCCACGCUCACCGAUCAGGAGAACUUUUUCACCGUGCUCGGAUCCGGAUCGCCAUCGCUGGUGCCCGAUCAAUCGACCGCUCCGGCCGAUGCUGCCUUCGAGAAGACAGAUGCUGCCCGUGUGACGCUCUACCGGGUGACGGACGCGAAGGGAAAGCUGGCCGUGGAACCGAUCAACGAGAAACCGCUGAAGCAGGAAUCGCUCAAGCCGGAGGAUUCGUACAUUCUGGACACUGGUAGCGGUCUCUACGUGUGGAUCGGCAAAGGAUCCACGCAGCAGGAGAAAACUCAAGCGUUCGUUAAGGCACAGGAGUUCAUCGGCUCGAAGAAGUAUCCGGCCUGGACUCCAGUCGAACGGUUGGUCCAGAACGGCGAGACGGCUCCGUUCAAGCACUUCUUCCAAACCUGGCGCAACCCUGGAUCGACCCAGUCGCGCUUGGUGUAAGAUCUUCAAGAUUUAAAAUGUUAACACUAAAAAUGACAUGAACAAUAAAUGUAAAAUUGUUGAUUCAAAGUUUAA
This is a messenger RNA of Anopheles coustani, 1413 nucleotides long. RefSeq names its product gelsolin-like. The record is from RefSeq and is a predicted model, not a curated record. The transcript has 3 exons. Gene Ontology annotation, biological process: actin polymerization or depolymerization; actin filament severing; barbed-end actin filament capping. The coding region runs from base 172 to 1338 and encodes 388 amino acids. Gene Ontology annotation, molecular function: phosphatidylinositol-4,5-bisphosphate binding; actin filament binding. Gene Ontology annotation, cellular component: cytoplasm; actin cytoskeleton. Lineage: Eukaryota; Metazoa; Arthropoda; Insecta; Diptera; Culicidae.